AUGUCGCCGUCUCCGAUCCCGUCGCUGCCGAAGCAUGCAUUGCGGCGCGGCGAUAACAAGGAGGAACCCAUCGACAUCACCUCCUCGCCGAUUGUGAAGCAGGAGAAAAGAGUUCUGUGUUCUGUUGAAUCCGCUCAAACGUCACCGUCAGCGCGCAAGUUCCGCAAGAAGUCAGUGGGCACUGAUGGCGACAAAGAUUUAAUUGCAAGGACGGAUUCGAAGACUUCAGCUACUACCCCCGCACCUGGCCCCGUACGUUCCCGUCGAGAACAAAACAAUGGUGAAAACGACUUUGAAGCUCGAUUUCGCAAUCUUCGCAACAAGUACAUGGGCACUGCUGGCACGAGUGAUUCGGCCAAGAACACGAGAGUGCUAGAGAGCCCGGCGGCCAAGAGCACCAUCAAGUAUGAGAUCACUCCCGAUCUCCCCGACACUGCACCUGUUGGUGGUCUCCCUGACCAGAACUUGACCGACUGUGGACGCGACCAGACACUCGCCCCAAAAAAGAAAUUGCAUUACCUAAGCGACGACUCAGACGUAGACAGCCUUUUCGACGAGAAUGCAUCCAUUGGCGGCAUGGAUGAUAAUGAGGACGAUGACGACGACGAAGAUGAUGAUGAUGGUUUCAUCACAUCGUUUUCCUCCUAUCAAAGCAGAAGAUCGAAUGUAUCGAAAAGCACCGCUGCUUCUUCUGUGGCUCCGUCCGUGGCUCCCUGCGACUACCACACCUAUUUGUCUUCUUUGCGUACCCCCGCUCCUCUAACAAAUCAUUCGCGCCUUCCCGACGAUCGGGAGUCAACACCCGAAGGCUUCGUGGGACAUCUAUUUGCCCACCAACAUAUUGCCCUGGCUUGGAUGAUCAAGAUGGAGGGCAACAACCAGUUUCGCGGCGGCAUUCUCGCAGAUGAGAUGGGCUUGGGCAAGACCCUCUCGGUACUUGCCCUGAUUGCAAGCAAACACGGCCGGGCAGCCAAAGGCACCAGACCCGGACCCACUCUUAUCAUUUGUCCGCUUUCACUGCUCCAGCAAUGGAUCACAGAGAUCAUCAAGAAGAUUGAGCAAGGUCCAGACAAACUGCGUGUUGUUGAUGCACACGACUCGAAGAACAAGAACAUGACCUUUGAACAGAUGCGUCAGUAUGACAUUGUGGUCACAACCUACGAACACAUUCGGGCCGAGAAUGAUAAGAAGAAUGGCAGACGCAAGGGCCACUCUUCGUUCUAUGUCGACAACGGAUCGUGGUUUCACAGAAUCGUCCUUGACGAAAGCCAGCGCAUCAAAAACCGGACUUCGUCCGUGUUCAAGGCUGUACAUAAUCUUCGGGCCAAAUACCGCUGGCUGCUGACCGGCACCCCAAUCCAGAACAAAAUUGAGGAGAUGUACACCUCAAUUGCGUUUCUGCGCAACGACCCCUACAAUGACUGGCACAUGUUCAAGAAGGAUUUCAGCAGCCUCCUGCACAAGAAGAGCCAGGAUGGGUACGAUCGCAUGCAAAUGGCACGCUUCAAGGGCUUUCUCGAACAGUUUGUUCUGCACCGCACCAAGGAGGAUAUCAUCGAUGGCGAAAAGAUCAUCGACCUGCCCCCGAAAACGGUGAACAAGGUCUUUGUUGAACUGAGCGAGGCCGAGCGUGAUUUCUACAAGGAUCUCGAGCAAGACGUGCAGACAAAGUUUCGCGAUCUGGUGACCGAGGGCCUCAACAGACAGGGCCACGCCCGUGCCUUGACAUGGUCUCUUCGCCUGCGCCUGGCUUGCUGCCACCCGCUCCUCAUUGCCAACACCGCCGAUCUGAACAGCAUGGACAUGGAUCCGGAGCUGGCGGCAAAGUGUAAUCUCGAGAACGGUCUCGAUCUUAAGCGUCUGCGCGAUGCUGUCACCAGCCACAUUGGUCGCCGACGCUACAUGGACCACCUCUCGAUCGUUUGGCAGGACUCUGCCAAGAUCAACACCCUGAUGACCUUGGUGAACUCGCUCAACGAGGAAGGCCACAAGACUCUAGUCUUUUCCCAGUGGACCGGCCUUCUCGACCUGGCCGAGUGGAAGAUGACGCAGAGCGGCAUUUCCUUUGCGCGCUUCGACGGCUCAAUGACGAUGGUGGCGCGCGACCAGGCCAUUGCCAAGCUCCAAGACGAUGACAACUGCAAAGUCAUGCUCAUCUCUCUCCGCGCAGGCAACGCCGGCCUCAACCUCGUCAUGGCUUCGCGCGUCAUUCUGCUCGACCCGGACUGGAACCCCUACAUUGAGGACCAGGCCAUUGGUCGCGUGCACCGCAUCGGACAGACCAAGCCCGUGGUCGUGUACCGUCUGCUGGCCAAGGACACCAUUGAGGACCGCGUGCUGACGCUCCAGCGCAAGAAACGCGCACAGAUCAGCGAUGCCAUGGGCGAUGUCAACAUUGACAGUGAGGAUCCCGACGUCGAUGAGCACGGCUUAGGUGUUUCGAGCGGCAACUUGGCUUUCCUGAUUGGAGGUAGUGGUUGA
This is a messenger RNA of Pestalotiopsis fici W106-1, 2481 nucleotides long. RefSeq lists its product as uncharacterized. Gene Ontology annotation, molecular function: ATP binding; ATP-dependent chromatin remodeler activity. The coding region runs from base 1 to 2481 and encodes 826 amino acids. The record is from RefSeq and is a predicted model, not a curated record. The transcript is spliced from 4 exons. NCBI's taxonomy places the organism in Eukaryota, Fungi, Ascomycota, Sordariomycetes, Amphisphaeriales, Sporocadaceae.